This is a messenger RNA of Rhododendron vialii, 450 nucleotides long. RefSeq names its product heat shock 70 kDa protein 4-like. Lineage: Eukaryota; Viridiplantae; Streptophyta; Magnoliopsida; Ericales; Ericaceae. The coding region runs from base 1 to 450 and encodes 149 amino acids. The record is from RefSeq and is a predicted model, not a curated record. Gene Ontology annotation, molecular function: ATP binding; heat shock protein binding; misfolded protein binding. Gene Ontology annotation, biological process: cellular response to unfolded protein; protein refolding. The transcript has a single exon. Gene Ontology annotation, cellular component: cytoplasm.
AUGCCUUGUCGAUGCAAAUAUCGUUGUAUCGAUAAAAAUACGGUUCAUGAGGUUGUUCUUGUCGGUGGGUCCACCCGGAUUCCGAAGAUACAACAAUUACUGCAGGAUUUUUUCGACGGAAAAAAGCUAUGUAAGAGUAUUAACCCAGAUGAGGCUGUGGCAUAUGGGGCGGCGGUACAAGCAGCGAUUUUAAUCGGCGAAGGGAAUGAGAAGUUGCAAGACUUUUUAUUGCUCGAUGUAACGCUGUUUAGUUUGGGUAUAGAAACGAAGGGUGGGGUUAUGACUGUUUUGGUUCCAAGAAACACGACAAUACCAACUCUGAAGGAGCACAUUUUGUUGAUGUUUUCGGAUAAUCAGCAGGGGAUUUUGAUUCAGGUUUAUGAAGGGGAAAGUGCGAGGGCUAAGGAUAAUAAUCUUAAAGAGAUUCUGAAUUCUGGACUGAAUUGGUAA